UCGAUGUGCCAGUACAUAGCUGGUAGUAAACCGGAAAGAGGAGCAGAGCAGGUGAACGAUAUUUUGAAGAAUUUUAUUCUCAUUUCUGUGAGAGACCUGGUAGGUUCAUCUAUGAUACAAUCUAUCACCGCUGCGAUGCUGAUCUUUUUGAGAAGGAAUGGCAUUGUCUUAUCCAGUGGUGUGAUAGGUUGUUUAACUGAUCCGUGA
Messenger RNA from Acaulospora morrowiae, 207 nucleotides. Lineage: Eukaryota; Fungi; Glomeromycota; Glomeromycetes; Diversisporales; Acaulosporaceae. The record is from the annotation of a GenBank genome assembly.